AUGCGCGCGUUCUCCGUCCUCGCAGAGGCUAAGACAGGUGUUUUCUGGAACUUGGAGGAUUGCCCAAUCCCUGAAGGUCUGAAUCCUGAUUCGAUUCAUGCACAUAUAAAAAAGCUCUUGAGAAUAAGGGUUAUGGUGGUGCCGUGUCAAUCACGGCUUAUGGUGAGAAGAAAACGUUCCCGGAUGAAUUGCUCGAUAAAUAUCGCGAUGCCGGGAUUGCCAUCGUCCAAGAAGAUUCCGUCGAGAUAUAUAGCUCCUGCAGGGGGUAAAGAUGCGAGACUUAAUAAGAUGGUAUGGGACAUUCUCCUCUGGUUAGUGGACAAUAAUCACGAAGGAACAACUAUCUUGAUCUUCCUAGACCUCUCAGCAGACAAAGAGUUCGUGAAGAGUACCGACUUCGAUGAGUUCCUCUUCACCGUUCAAAAUUUGAAAAGUAGAGGUUACAAAGUUCUCUUAGCACAGCCCGAAGAGGAGGUCGCGUCAGAAGAUCUAGCUCAGUCUGUAGCCUCGAUAUGGCUUUCCACAAGCCUAUGGGAUGAAGGAAACCCUGUCGACCUUACUGGAAUCUGCGUUGAUAACUUUGAUGACUUCAGCUCAGCACAAGACAUGGAGGUUUUGGGGUCGGUGAGAUUGAAGAUUGAGCUUCAGUCACGUGGAAUGAAAUGUGGAGGGACAUUGCAAGCACGAGCUGCAAGGCUUUUCUUACUUAAAUCAACACCACUGGAGAAGCUCCCAAAGAAAGUUAUGGCCAAGAAAAAGAAAUGA
Microthlaspi erraticum is the source of this 765-nucleotide messenger RNA. The record is from the annotation of a GenBank genome assembly. NCBI's taxonomy places the organism in Eukaryota, Viridiplantae, Streptophyta, Magnoliopsida, Brassicales, Brassicaceae.